Molecule: messenger RNA, 384 nt
Organism: Dibothriocephalus latus
Lineage: Eukaryota; Metazoa; Platyhelminthes; Cestoda; Diphyllobothriidea; Diphyllobothriidae
Source: the annotation of a GenBank genome assembly
AUGCAAAACAACCUCAUCUCCUGUACGAUUGUGGUUCUGAUGUGUGUCGGUUGUUCCAUAGCCAUCGGCGUAGUGAGUAUCGCCUUUCGCAUCGUGCCGGCCGCGCUGGUUAACGCCUUCCUCUAUCUCACCGCAGGUUUGUUUGUUAUUUUCGGCAACUUCAUUCAGCAAAUCAAGGUCGACAGAGUGCAGUCCAAAUGGGGCCCCUGCUACCCAAUCGCUUCACUACCAGAAGAGCUCUACGAUCCGCGAUUCAUUUCCGUGUCCAAUGGAUGGCCCAUGUAUGUUAACUGGGUCACCGUAUUUGUGUUCUUCGCGGCCUCUUGCACCUGGUUCAUUUUCAAACGCCUCCUGAACUUUGAAACGUCCAAGAGUAUCAUAUAG